Pungitius pungitius (ninespine stickleback) is the source of this 2853-nucleotide messenger RNA. RefSeq lists its product as uncharacterized. The transcript is spliced from 10 exons. The record is from RefSeq and is a predicted model, not a curated record. Lineage: Eukaryota; Metazoa; Chordata; Actinopteri; Perciformes; Gasterosteidae. Bases 106 to 2853 code for a protein of 915 amino acids.
GAAUCAUACAAGAAAAGAGAAAAACAUGUAAAAAAGGCUGACACAGAGAAAGCAUGUGAUGUCCCUCAUCCAAAUGAUUCAGAGAAUAAUACAAAGAUUCCGUGCAUGCAUUGCACUGCAUUUCUUUCAUCUCAUUCCAAUCUGAGACGCCACAUCCGUGACCUUCACAACCGUCCGACAAUCCCAAUGAUGUGCAUUGACCCUGACAAGGGCAUUUACGUCACACCAAGAUAUGAUUCAGGCCCUCUUUUCCCGAUUCAUGUCAUCAAGUCUACCAGCAUACCGAUCAUUGAUUGUGAAGUUUCAUUGUGUCGGAAAUUGAUGGACGUUGCUAAAGCUUCAGGGAAUCCAGGGAAAGAGUGUGUUCACCUGGAAAGGGUCAAGUAUGCCGAUCCAUACAUCCCCCCAGAAUCUGUGAAAAACGAUUCGCUGCAGGAAAUGUUGGACAAGGGACUAAUCUCCACUGAAUGGAGUGAGCGGUGCGAGGAGUUGCACACCGCCGCAGCCAACAGAGGAACUGAAAGCAUCAACCCCAUCCUUUAUGGACUUGCUGGAUUUUCAAAAAGGUGGCUAUUUUUUUCCAUCUUCACUAACAAAAAGGACAACUGGUGUCGGUUUGAACGCACGAUGGUGAGCUUUGACUCUGUAGCGGGUCAGUGGCAUUGUCCCUGUCGAGAGAGGGGACAAUCCCACCGCUGUGUCCAUCACAUGAUGGCCAUGUGGUGGAUCUUUCAGGAGUAUCCAAAUGUUCUCAGUAACUGUGAUACCCAGCCAGAAGACAUUGAAGACAUGGAAAGUGAGCUCCUCGACGCAGAGCUGCCACUAACAUCAUACCAUGUCAAUGACCAGAGAGUCCUCGUUAUGACAGAGUACUUGGCCCAAUCCAAGAAAAUACCUGCGUUGCAUAACAUCUCCGUUGAACUGCGCACAAAAGAAAAACCACCACCCAAGUGCUUCAUUCCGAGUGAGCUUAGUUGUCCCUAUUGCCCUGGACCAACACCCCCAGGUCUGAUAGAGGAAACAAUAAUAACACAAGCCACCGUUUAUGGAUAUACCUACAUUGAAAAAGGUGUCUCUGUUGCCAUAAAGAAGUGCCCUGUUUGCGGAAAUCAUGUUCGUUUCCAAGACUACACAUCCGGGUUCCACAAUUUCAACAACCGGGUGUUGCUGACUCUUCCACUAUGUGCACUCCUGCUCUCUGCUUUGGCUAACAAGACAGCCUGUGGACGCAUGUUGGACACCAUCAAUCUAUUUAACAGAAACACAUACCACCACCAGACAGUACGCCAGGCCUUCCAUCACUUCCUUUCCCUUACGGACUUUGAAUUUAAGUUCUCUUGCCACCAAUGUGGCCAUAAUCCUCCGGUUAUUAUUGCUGAUGCCAACUGGAAAGUGGCUUUUGAUGUGCCAGUUGGGACAUUCAAGAGGCCGGAACUGGACACUGUGACAGACACAGACCUCAAUAUGGAUAUUGAGAAAACGUGGGCAGACCUGGACAAGGAGAUGAUUGCUGAAGGCUUCACGUCAGUAAACCCAUACAGGUCCUUGCUUUCAUAUUCCACAUUGGCUCCAUGGAUGGGAAAGGACACGCGUGCUGGAAGCAUUCUCCCCAAGACUGAGUUGAAAAAGGGGUUAAAGAAAAGGUCAGGAGAGACCAUGGUGUCCAACCAAAAAGUGGAUGAAGACAUCAUACAUGCACUUCUUGAGUCUAAAAAGCCACAAAAGAAAGAACUACAAGAUGCCUGUGUGGCACUCGGCGUCACUUCUGAGGGCUCCAUCAGCGACCUUAUCAACCGACUGGAAGAGCUGCUGAAUUUCAAGGAGCUUUAUCCAAAGCUCUUUGUAAAACUACAAAAAACAGGAGGUGGUAUUUUACACUUUUCCUGUACACAUGGAGUUGUGUACUACGUGAACUUUCUAUUUUGGGGAGAAUCGGCCAGAGAUCACGUAGAUGGGCUCCUAAGCUUUAAGAGUUUCCCAACUGUUUAUAUCUCCGAUGUGGCGGGCCAGGUUUCACGCCACAUGAACAAUAGAACCCAACAGAGGUUCUUUCAGCCCCACGAUGGUCGGCUUUGUGCACCGUCACAGUCAAACAUUAGUGCAGCAGGGGAAAAUAAACUUGAAGUGGACCUCGAGUGGAUCAACAAUCUCAGGUCUCCGGGGUCACCACUGAAACCGGUCCCAGGAGCGGACAGGUUCACCGCGUUACAUUCAAUAACAAGAACCAACAAGAGGUAUUCCCUCUAUGACCGGUUCCAUCAGAAAAACCAACGCAGACCGGAGGAGAAACUGAGGAGUCUAAACAUCUGCCCCGCUUUACGCACAGAGGUGAACUCCUCAGUGGCCGAACAGUUCAACCAUGAGCUGGGAGCCUUUCGUUACUCUCUCUGCCGAAUGAAGGAGGCUCACUUCAAACAGACCGUUAGAGUCCUCAUUGAAUUGCACAACGAAAACAUUAACAAUCGCUUCCUUCAGAAAAUGACGGCCAUAAGCAGCACGCCGCUGGCAGUAGGUCAGUACGGAAGGUUGGUGCUGGAUUCUUCCGUAAAGCAAACAGCCACUGGACCACAUGUGGCACCAAAGUCUGCCACGGACCAGGGGAGGGCCUUCUCAGCCCACAGGUUCAGCAUUGGUGUUACGGACAAGGAGAAGUUAAGGACGCUCCUCACGGGCUCGCGUGAUGAAAGGCGGGUGUUGGCCAACAUCAAACAAAGAUAUCCGUUGUGCAUACGGGACAUCCGCAGUGUCUGCCCCGUGGCGCUGUUGGGCAAAGCGGCACAGGAUAUGCCAUGGCUCACUGAUGAUGCAAGUUAUACAAUAGUUUAUCAAAUGACAAUAAUGUACAGUGCUUAA